Molecule: messenger RNA, 798 nt
Organism: Pestalotiopsis fici W106-1
Lineage: Eukaryota; Fungi; Ascomycota; Sordariomycetes; Amphisphaeriales; Sporocadaceae
Exons: 3
Coding region: 1-798 (265 amino acids)
Cellular component (GO): membrane
Source: RefSeq, a predicted model, not a curated record
AUGAUGCCUCCCGGCUCUCAAAACAUGGAUUUCAAAUGUGCACUCGUCACAGGUGGCGGCGGCGGCAUCGGCAAGGCAAUGUCACAGUACUUUAUUUCUCAGGGCAAACAAGUCAUCAUCGCCGGGCGUACCGAGUCCAACCUGAAAGCCACGGCAAAGGAGAUUGGGGUCACGGCAUAUUAUGUUCUGGACACGGGCCGCGUCGCCGAUAUCCAGUCGUUUGUGGGCAAGAUCACCAAGGAGCAUCCCGAGAUCGAUUGCUUGGUGAACAACGCCGGGGUCCAGCGGCCGCUGGAGGUACUGAAGCAGGAUCCAGACGAGUUUCUCCAAAAAGCCGACCAGGAGAUUGAUAUCAACAUCCGCGGGCCCAUGCAUUUAGCAUUGGCAUUCCUAAAACACUUCAAAGCAAAGGAGCAUUCGAUGAUCAUCAAUGUUUCGAGUGUCCUGGGUUUUGUGCCAUUCUCCGUGAUCAACCCUGUCUACAAUGGCACAAAGGCCUGGCUGCAUUUCUGGAGCUUAGCGAUCAGCAGGACACAACUCCGGGGUACGAGCGUGCGCAUCGUUGAGAUUGCACCGCCAGCAGUUGGGACCGACUUGCACAGGGACCGUGACGAUCCCGACGACAACAAGAAGCACAAGAACCCCGAUGCUCUGAGUAUCGAGGAAUUCAUAGAUGAAAUCAGCAAAAAGCUUGAAAGGGGUGACGAAAUGAUCACGGCGGGAAUUGGCAAUGCCAUUGUCGACAAAUGGGACGAGACAAUGGGCGCAAAAUAUGCCGAAAUGACAGAGGCUUCCUAG